Messenger RNA from Linum tenue, 90 nucleotides. NCBI's taxonomy places the organism in Eukaryota, Viridiplantae, Streptophyta, Magnoliopsida, Malpighiales, Linaceae. The record is from the annotation of a GenBank genome assembly.
AUGCUCAACUCAUCACAUCAUUGGUGGAAAUAUGGCGCAAAGAGACACACUACUUCAACUUUCGUGAAGGAGAGUGCAUCAUCUCGUUGA